This is a messenger RNA of Myxocyprinus asiaticus (Chinese sucker), 2362 nucleotides long. Its product is annotated as protein aurora borealis-like. Gene Ontology annotation, cellular component: nucleus; cytoplasm. Gene Ontology annotation, molecular function: protein kinase binding. Bases 107 to 1741 code for a protein of 544 amino acids. Gene Ontology annotation, biological process: activation of protein kinase activity; regulation of mitotic nuclear division; regulation of mitotic spindle organization. The record is from RefSeq and is a predicted model, not a curated record. Lineage: Eukaryota; Metazoa; Chordata; Actinopteri; Cypriniformes; Catostomidae. The transcript has 12 exons.
CUAGCGUCUCCUGUGUGAAAAUUAAAUCAGACGUUGGACCCAUUCAAGAUUACUGUCGCGUUUGUUGAGUUUCGUUGCGGUGCUGGUUGGCUUGACACCGUCCAAGAUGGUAGAUGUGGCAGAGGUUCAUAUACUACCCGAAACUCCGGGAAGACCCGCUAUUCUGAACCCCUUUGAGAGCCCAAACGAUUAUCAUCGCCUGCAUGAAUCUCUGGUGCCAAGCCCAUCCGUGUUCAAGAGCUCCAGGAGUUCUGCAGCAACACCAGCAAAGUUCAAAUGGUCCAUUGAUGAAAUGGCUAAUUUACUUCCUGUGGAAAUAGACCCAGAGGAUAUUCACCGCCAGGCUGUAUUUCUGAGCCAAGCCAGAGCUGAUGCUGAGAUUGAGGAAAAACGACAGCAUGCUAUUGAACAGUUUUUCACUAAAAGUGCCAUUGUUCCCUCUCCAUGGGGACCCCCAACAGCUAAACAAUCAGUAAAGCUGCCAUAUCAGAAAAGUUCUUUGUCCCCACUGGUUACAGAGGAGCUUCAAUCACCAAAGAAAAUUAAUGUCAUCUGUCAGACAGUCCUGUCUCUACCUGUGGACUUCAAUAUUGAAAAAGUUCUGGGUGAUUACUAUAGGACAGAGGAGUUAACUGAGCAGGUGCAGGAGAGCCUUAGCUCCUCUUCUUUGCGGAGAAAGCUGUUUCUUGAUGGCCAUGACAGCGGCUCUGAGUCCUCUAGCCCUCCCAGCCCGGACAGGGAUUCUCAUAACGUUGCUCCCAGCAAUCGAGAAAUGAUGUCAUCAGUUAUAGUCUCUCCGCUUCAGAUUGGCAUUCCAACGGGGAUGCCCUUGUCUGGCCAGUUUUCAUCGAGUCCUAUCCAAGGUCAGCGUCGAGCAUAUAGUCUGGGCAAUGCUGCCAGUCCAAUGUUUUCAGAGAGAUCAUCGCCUGCUUUUAAAUCUCCUACUCUGUCUCCCAUCAGGCUUCAGCAUUCUGUGACUCCUGUAUCAGGUGAGAGAAAGAGACUGUCAUUUCUGUCCCCCGAUGGUGCUCCUUUGGGCAGCUCAGACAUGGAUGUGAAUCGAUGUGGAGAAAGCCCAUUUGUGGAGGGCUGUUCCCCUAUACGCAGUUGCUCCCCUCUUCAAUCUCAGCCCAGAAACAGAGUCUGCAUCUGGGCCUCACCUACUCACAUUUCCCCUAUCCUCUACCCAACCUUCCAGGACAAGGAGAACAUCCAUCACACUGAACCUUUACCCACCAUGGACCUAGAUGCCGGUUCAACAGGGCCUCAUGGUCUGCGAGGACUUCAGUCUGGGGGGAGUGAGUGUGAGGACUCCCUGGCUGUUUCAGAGCAAAUGGAUCAAGAUGAACUGGUGGUGAAGGACAGGGGAGGAAAUAUUGAGACUGACAGGAGGGAAAGUGAAGAGGAGGAGGUGGUCAUUAGCAGGAGCAGAGAGGAGUCCUGUGGUUGGGUUCCGGUAGAGGAUACUGCGUCACCAGUUAGACUGAGCAGCACUCGGACCGGCAGUGAGCCUAAUGCUGAGAGUACACACAUGCUUGUAUCCCUGCUGGCAGAAGGGAGCAUCACACCAUAUGACAUUAGCAUGCAGGUGGAUAGCGGUUAUAACACUCACUCGGUGUGCACCACCAGCUUAAUGGACACCCUCAGUUCAGACAGCCAGAGUAAAGAAAUGUUGGACACACACACUGCUGAGGAGGGCAUUUUUUACACUAAACCUAAGUUGUUCAUUCCACCACACUGAGCAUGAGGGACAAUUCAGGCACUUUACACUCUUUAUCCCAAAGCUGUGGAGAAGACAAUACAUUUACAUCAAGCUGUAUAAUACUCAUGUUAUCUCAGAGAGAAUGUUUGAUACUGAAGUAUUAUGUUUGUGCCUUGUUAUAAUUGAACUAAUCUACAGUUUUAAGCAUUCUUGGUAAAGAAAUCACAUGAAUUUGAGACUGAGAAAACUUGAAAUAAAUGUUUUUGUAUGGUUUAUUGAUUGUAAUAGUUCAAUGUAACUGCUGGCAUUAUUUGUAAUUUGUUAAAGAGGAUGGCAGGUGUGACCAUUUCCUCUUGCUAAGUUUUAUAUGGCCUUUUUUACAAUCUUAUAAUUAUUUAUGAAUUAAUCCAAACCACUAACAAGAUCAUGGAGAGACCACAUUCUGUGCAGUUAUGCAUGCAUAUUAUGGCUUCAUGUAUACCUGAAUUGUAAUAAAGAGUCUUGAUAAAAAUGGAGCCUGUGUCCUUGAUUAGAGAUUUUCAUCUUGCAAUUUGUUCUCUUACAAGUCAGCAUAACAUUGUUUAUGCUAAUCUGAAACAGAUUUUUCAUUUCAUUUUACUGUUGUGUGUGAAAAUCCCAGGAGAUCAGCAGUUCCAGAAA